Alexandromys fortis (reed vole) is the source of this 1566-nucleotide messenger RNA. Its product is annotated as pancreatic triacylglycerol lipase. The record is from RefSeq and is a predicted model, not a curated record. Gene Ontology annotation, molecular function: protein binding; triacylglycerol lipase activity. NCBI's taxonomy places the organism in Eukaryota, Metazoa, Chordata, Mammalia, Rodentia, Cricetidae. Gene Ontology annotation, biological process: lipid catabolic process. Bases 108 to 1508 code for a protein of 466 amino acids. The transcript is spliced from 13 exons.
UCCCUUCUCCUGCCGCUUUUCCAUGACACUGCUUAGAAAGAUAAGGCUCUCCUAUAAGAGAACAUCUCAGCUUUCCCCUGUUGUCCGUGGCACCUGACGGAUCCGCCAUGAUGCUGCCGCUGUGGACUUUCGCUGUGCUCCUGGGAGCAGUAGCUGGACUCGAAGUCUGCUAUGACAAGCUUGGCUGCUUCAGCGACAGUGCUCCAUGGUCAGGAACUUCAGAGAGACCCCUGAAAGCUCUGCCCUGGAGCCCAUCGAAGAUCAACACCCGCUUUCUCCUGUACACCAACGAGAACCCAGACAACUUCCAGCAAAUCACUGCGGAUGCAGCAAUCAUCAGGAGCUCCAAUUUCAAAACAAACAGAAAAACCCGCUUUAUUAUCCAUGGCUUCAUCGACCAGGGAGAGGAAAACUGGCUAUCGGACAUGUGCAAGAAUAUGUUCAAGGUGGAGAGCGUGAACUGCAUCUGUGUGGACUGGAAGGGCGGCUCCCGAACCACAUAUACCCAGGCCACCCAGAAUGUCCGGGUGGUAGGGGCAGAAGUGGCAUAUUUGGCUAACCUCCUUCAGUCUGAACUCGGAUACUCACUUAGCAAUGUCCACCUCAUUGGCCACAGCCUGGGUUCCCACAUUGCUGGGGAAGCUGGAAAGAGGACAUUCGGUGCCAUGGGGAGAAUCACAGGGUUGGACCCAGCUGAACCUCACUUCCAAAAUACACCUGAAGAAGUCCGACUGGACCCCAGUGAUGCCCAGUUUGUGGAUGCCAUUCACACGGAUGCCGCCCCCAUGAUUCCCAACUUAGGAUUUGGAAUGAGCCAAACUGUGGGUCACCUCGAUUUCUUCCCAAAUGGAGGAGUAGAGAUGCCCGGAUGUCAGAAGAAUAUUCUUUCCCAAAUUGUGGACAUCGAUGGGAUCUGGGAAGGAACACGGAACUUCGCUGCCUGCAACCACCUGAGAAGCUACAAGUACUACUCCGACAGCAUCGUCAACCCCACCGGCUUCGCUGGCUUCUCCUGCGCCUCUUACAGCGUUUUCUCUGCAGACGAGUGCUUCCCAUGCCCAGGCGGAGUAUGCCCACAGAUGGGUCACUAUGCUGACAAAUACCCUGGGAAAACAAAAGAACUGUAUCAGAAAUUUUAUCUGAACACCGGUGACAAGAGUAACUUUGCCCGUUGGCGGUAUCAAGUGUCUGUCACCCUCUCUGGACAGAAGGUCACUGGACACAUUCUAGUUUCCCUAUUUGGAAACGGAGGAAACUCUCAGCAGUACGAAAUUUUCAAGGGCUCUCUGAAGCCGGGCACUAUGCAUGUCAGUGAAUUUGACUCCAAUGUGGAUGUCGGGGACGUGCAGAAGGUUAAAUUUAUUUGGUACAACAACGUGAUCAACCCAACUCUACCCAGAGUGGGAGCAUCGAAGAUCACGGUGGAAAGAAGCGAUGGCAAAGUGUUCAACUUCUGUAGUCAAGAAACUGUGCGGGAGGACGUCCUGCUCACACUCUCUUCGUGUUAGGAGGUUGCUGACAUGUGACUACUGAGUCCCACUGUAAUAAAAUCUAGUAUUAAAGCAA